CUGCAAUUUCGCACUUCACAUGCCAAUGAGAAUGCGCCUGACAUUUUUCGUGUGUGAGUGAAGUUACCUCAGUUGGGCAGGAACCACGGAACGGACACGGUAUGUGGUAAUAAAGAGAGGGCAGCGAAUUCCUCCAGACGAUUUCAGCAUCACAUCUUAAUAUUACAUCCGGAGAAUGAACCACGUUUGGUAGAGAGAGCGACAACCACCACAAGCUGGAGAUACACUAGGUUUUUUUUUGAUCCACGCGAGGCCAUUGGAUCCAGGUAAUUGUGACAAGAUGGCCCAACGCAACACUGUUGCCGCCGGCGAAGACGACGAAUUUGCCCUCCUAUCCCACCAAUGGAGCCAGAUCACAUCCGGGCUCCGCGCGUUGUUGAGGGAGACGAAGAAGGGGGUUGUUUACCUGUUGACGUCUAGGACUGUUCAGAGGAGUUUGAUAUGGUCGAUUUUGCUACUCACCGCGGCUGUCAUACUAUAUCUUGUUGCUGCGGUGGUCUACGUGGCCUCUUACUAUGUUUACCUGCCCAAACAGGUGCAUGAGCAGGAGGUUUAUCUGCAUUAUGGAUACGGCCAAAACCCGGUCGCGUUAACAAGCCUGAAGCUCCUCCCUGACCAACCGUACGAUAUAUCGGUUUCGUUGACGCUGCCUCUGACGCCGGAGAAUACAAAGAGGGGGAAUUUCAUGGUGCUGAUCCACUUGCUGGAUACGGACCUGACGGAGCACACACCUGCUGGGGGGGCGGGGAUGUAUAAUCCUGUUGUGUUGAUGGAUAAGACGACCGGGCAGACGGAUUUGGUGACGAGUCUCAGUUUGGGGCCGUUGAUGAAGUCCUCGACGGUGUUAUUGACAAGUGCGAGGCCGGCAAUUAUUCCUUAUACUGAUCCGUUGGUUUCGUUGGCGAAGAGGAUAUUGUUUUUGCCGUAUCACGUGUUGUUUACGCAACGGGCGGAUGCUACGAUGUUGGAGGUGAAGAUGGUGGAGGGGGUGGCUUUUGGGAGUGGGAGGGGUGACUCUUGGUUGAGAAAGGGGCAGGGACAGGGGGAGAAGAUGCCAAGGAGUAUGGUGGUGGAGGUGCAGGCUGGGCAGGGAUUGGGGGUAUAUGAAUGCCGGGUCGAAAUUGUGGCCAGGUUGAGGGGAUUGAGGUGGGUGAUGUAUGAAUGGCGUAUCCUGUCGUUUUUUGGAAUCACGGGGCUGUUUUGGGCGGUGGAGAUGGGGUGUUUGGCGUUGGGGAUUCUGCUUCUCGGGGGUAUUCGUGGUAGCGAUCAACAAAAGCAGAUUGAAGACUGGGAACCGAGACAGGAACCGACGCUGGAACGGAGUCUGAUUAAGGAGGAAGAUGAGAUGUCGGAUACGGAAAGAACAUUUCCUACUGGGACGGGAGAACCGCCGUUGAGGUAUGAGAGUUCGUCGGCGCUGGAGGGGAAGAUUAAGAAGGAGGAAGGCGACGAGGGAUUGGACCUCUUAAUGACCAAAUUGCCAGAUUUUGGUGAACAGGGGGAUGAUGAGGAGGAUGGGGAGGGGAGCGAUUGGAAGGACUCGGGCAUUGGGACGAGUACGAAUUAUAGUGAUGCUGCAAAAGGGGAGGCAGGGCCGAGGAGGAGAAGGGUGAGUAAGUCAUAAUGGGGGCUUAUCAUUUUCAUUUAUGGAAGAUUAGGGGAGGUUGGAGCUUUGCGGUCAGACCUAUACACAGCCAUACGAAGUAUAGCGAUACUCUUCACAUAGCGAUAUGAUCGGCCAAACGGUGGUUCAAUAUGUGGCCAGAGCGAUAUUUUGGGCAUUCAGAGAGUCGUUAGUUUUUAGUGCCAAGCCCCCAUAAUGAUUUAUCUUGGUUUAAUUGAAGAGGUUAGGAACCAGGUGGCCUGCCGGAGUGUCUGCCGCUUAUUUAUACACUGGGAUACUAAAUGGCAAACGAAACGAUACCCA
This is a messenger RNA of Podospora pseudocomata, 1927 nucleotides long. RefSeq lists its product as uncharacterized. The record is from RefSeq and is a predicted model, not a curated record. Gene Ontology annotation, biological process: lipid droplet organization; lipid storage. Lineage: Eukaryota; Fungi; Ascomycota; Sordariomycetes; Sordariales; Podosporaceae. The coding region runs from base 281 to 1624 and encodes 447 amino acids. Gene Ontology annotation, cellular component: endoplasmic reticulum membrane. The transcript is spliced from 3 exons.